CCUAACUACAGGGAUUAUGGCCGCGACACCGCCUCCGACUUCUGAAGAGCUCACCCAGGCUGCUAAUGCGGCUGACGGGACACAGGUCGAGGGCAACGGGGCCGCGGCCGAGGAGCCCAAGAAGAAGAAGAAGAAGAAGAAGAAGAAGAAGAAGGGUCUGCCUGGCGAUCUGAUCGGGGGCAAUGCCGAGUAUGUGGCGGCACAGCGUGCAAAGCAGACGGAUCCGCCGACCAAGCCGGUGAGGCGCCUGUUCAAGAACGCCGCGCUUUUCCCGGCGGGCGAGCUGAUGCAGUACGAGGACAACGGAGUGCGGUACUCGUCGGCGGAGAAGCGGGCUGAGGAGCGGGCGACUCGUGAGUGGAUCGACAACUGGCGUCUUGGCGCCGAGGUCCAUCGCCAGGUCCGCGCCCAUGCGCAGAAGCACAUCCGCCCGGGCAUGCUGCUGCGCGAGAUCGCCGAGCUCGUUGAGAACACGGCGCGGGUGCUCAUUGAUGAGAACGGGCUGGAGGCUGGGCUUGGCUUCCCGUGCGGCGUGUCGGUCAACAACUGCGCGGCACACUACACGCCGAACCCGGAUGAUGAGGACAUUGCGCUGCAGAGCGGCGACGUGCUCAAGGUGGACUUUGGCGUCCACUACCAGGGCGCGAUUGUGGACUCGGCCUGGACAUGGUGCGACGACCCGGUCAAGCAGCCGCUUCUCGACGCGGUCCGCGCUGCAACCGAGGCCGGCAUCAAGGCUGCAGGCAUUGACGUCCGCCUUGUUGACGUCGGCGCCGCCAUCGAGGAGGUGAUGACCUCGUACGAGGUCGAGAUCGACGGUGAGGUCUACCCGGUGCAGCCGGUCAACAACCUGUUUGGCCACUCGAUCGAGCCGUACAUCAUCCAUGCUGGCCACUCGGUGCCCAUCAUUGCCAACCAGACCGGCGUCACCGGGCGCAUGGAGGAGAACAUGACGUACGCCAUCGAGACCUUCGGCUCUAUCGCCGGCCGUGCCCAUGUUGUCGAGAAUGGUGACUCGUCGCACUUUAUGCUCGAGCCGCAUGCGCGCGGCCGCAUCGGCCUCAAGUCGGCCCAGCAGCUCCUCAACUUUAUCAAGCGUACCUUCAACACGCUGCCGUUCUGCCGCCGCUGGCUCCACCGCGCUGGUCAGACACGCCAUGCCGGCGCCCUCUCCUACCUCGUCAAGAACGGCUUUAUCUCCUCCCAUCCGCCGCUCCUCGACUCUGCCGGCUCGCUCGUUGCCCAGUACGAGCACACCAUCCUCCUCAAGCCGACCUGCAAGGAGGUUGUUUCUCGCGGUGAUGACUACUAAACUCAAACUCGAUUCCC
Thecamonas trahens ATCC 50062 is the source of this 1329-nucleotide messenger RNA. Its product is annotated as methionine aminopeptidase. Gene Ontology annotation, molecular function: metalloaminopeptidase activity. The transcript is spliced from 2 exons. The record is from RefSeq and is a predicted model, not a curated record. Gene Ontology annotation, biological process: proteolysis. Lineage: Eukaryota; Apusomonadida; Apusomonadidae. Bases 17 to 1312 code for a protein of 431 amino acids.